Anneissia japonica is the source of this 1753-nucleotide messenger RNA. RefSeq names its product protein spinster homolog 1-like. Gene Ontology annotation, molecular function: transmembrane transporter activity. Lineage: Eukaryota; Metazoa; Echinodermata; Crinoidea; Comatulida; Comatulidae. Gene Ontology annotation, biological process: transmembrane transport. Gene Ontology annotation, cellular component: membrane. The record is from RefSeq and is a predicted model, not a curated record.
UCGUACUAGGGCCAACCUGUUUCCUGUUUUGCAAUAUUUUUGAUUUGUUUGUUGUUGUUUUUUUUUGUAUAAAUUUAAACAAUUCCGAGUAUAUUCAUUAGACACACACUCUGUCAACAUCAUCAUCAACACCACCACAAUUAUUUCUGACACCACCCCCGGGCAAUGUAUAUUAUUUAGGGAAAGAAGAGAGGGGAUGGGUAAUGAAAAUGGUCGCACACAACAACAAGGCUGGAGGACGAUUCAAGAGGGACGGAUCCAGAAUUUUUCAAACACAGGGGGCACAAGAGUUUUAGAAUAGGUAGCUUUUGCAGUACGAUGUAGAACUGCCAUCAGAGUGAUCACAAUUCCUCGUCAAAGCCUAUAAAUUUACUAACAUUGCAUACGGCAACAACAAAUCAGGAAAAUGGGAAUGAAGGCUUCCAAAGAAUACAGCGAGGAUACCAUUAACAUUCCAUCACUGCAUCGUGCAAUAGUCUCCUUGAUGGUACUGUUUUUUGUGUACGUCUUGAACCAGACAGAUAGACAAGUUCUACCCGUCCUCAUACCAGCAGGUUUAAGGUGCUCCUUUAACAGUUCUGAUCAGUGCGUCGUUCUCAUAACCAAUAACAAGACACCGAAAUGCGAUUGCAUAGAUUUUGACGACACACAGCAAGGGAUUCUCACUGGUGCAGCUUACACAGUCAUGUACACUUUGGCGGGAAUUCCAUUGGCACGGGUAGCUGAUAAGACGUCGCGUGUCAUCAUACUUUUAGCUGGUAUCUUUUUCUGGAGCCUUAUGGUUUUUCUGACUGGAUUUGCAAAGAAAUUCUGGGUAUUAUUAGUUGCCAGGAUGAUGCUAGGAAUUGGAGAGGCCUCCUGUAACCCGGCUGCUUACUCCCUCAUUUCAGACUACUUCUUGCCAUUGCAUAGAGCCAAGGCUUUAUCAUUUUAUCACUUUGGAAUUUACGCGGGUGGUGCUAUAGGAUACUCAUUAGGUGCUCUGAGUUCAGUUAUUUGUUGGAAAUGGACAUUUUUUAGUUUGUCAAUUCUUGGCUUUGUUACGGUCCUGGUUGCAGCCUUUGUUUUACGCGAGGCUCAAAGAGAGGCACCUCUACUAAAAUAUGGAUCAUAUACUAUUAAGGUACUCAACAAGCAAACGCCAAGCAAAAGCAUAUGUGAUAGCAGUAAGUCAGUGCAUUGCAGCACCAUGUAUAGUAGCACCAUUGCUGGUGCCCAAAGUGUCCACCUCAUAUGGACUCCUCUGCCUAGCCUACCUCACAGCUGAGACAUGGAUAGGCUGCUCAGCUGCAAUUGUACAGGAUCUAUUUGCCCCAAGCCUAAGAGCCCAAGCAUCGGCAGUGUAUAUAGCAGUUUGUACUAUAAUAGGUGGUAGCAUCGGACCGUCAUUGGUUCCCUUAAUUCUCAAUGUGUCUGGCUGGGACGCAUGCAAUAAAGGAAUGGGAUAUGCGCUUCUGACCAUUGUGCCAACAUCAUACCUUAUUUCGGCGUUCCUGUUCUUCCUGGUUGGCUACAUGAUGACAGAGGAGCUAAUCAUCUCGGAUGAAACGAUCCAUCUGACAUACGAGUCAAGCGAACACAGUUACUCAGUGUAUGACUCAUCAACAGAAGUUGAGAGUGCUAGUCUUGGCAGCAAGCGAAAGAGGAGGAGCAAGUCACAAGAAUUCACAUCAAGUCAACAUGAAACGCAACUCUACACCUGAUAGUUUUUCAAUUUUAUGCAAGCCCUUGCAAAUGUGUGUGCUGCCCUCUA